Menidia menidia (Atlantic silverside) is the source of this 1479-nucleotide messenger RNA. The record is from the annotation of a GenBank genome assembly. Lineage: Eukaryota; Metazoa; Chordata; Actinopteri; Atheriniformes; Atherinopsidae.
CUGGAAAUAUCUCCACGUCUUGCUGGAGCACCGCCCAGUCGUCUCCCUGAAUCCACAUGGUCUCCAAAAGGAGCAGCUUCCAGGCAGCCUGGGCUGCAUCGGCCCCACAUUCCCCCCCACACCGCAGGCCCCUUGUUUGAGCAUCAGCCCUUCAUAGUUACUUGGAACAUUCCCAGUCUGGUGUGUAACAGGCACAAUAUUUCACUGGACACCUCACCCUUUAAAGGAGUGGCCACACCUGCCAAGGUACCAGGACAGUUUUUAUCUCUGUUCUACACAAACAGACUGGGUCUUUACCCACAUGUAGAUAUUAAGAGCAGAAAAUUGUUCUAUGGUGGCAUCCCCCAAAGAGUAAACAUGAAAGCCAGCAUGGACAAGGCUAAAGAAGAUAUAAAUUACUACAUACCGUCCAAGACUUCCAGAGGCCUGGCUGUGAUUGACUGGGAGGAAUGGCGCCCUCUAUGGGACAGAAAUUGGGGCAAUAAGAGAAUCUAUCAAACACUGUCAGUGGCCCAUGCUAUGCGUACAAACCACACCCUCACAGCACAGCAGGCCAUGGAAAAGGCCAAACAACAGUUUGAGGAAGCAGCAAAGAGGUUUAUGUCAGGGAUGCUGGAACUGGGAAAAGCCAUGAGGCCAAACUAUCUUUGGGGCUUCUACCUGUUUCCCAAUUGCUAUAACUAUGGCUGGCAGGAGCCAGACUACACAGGCCAGUGCUCCAGGGAGGUGAGAAGGCAGAACGAUGAGCUCAUCUGGCUGUGGGAGUCCAGCACUGCCCUCUACCCCUCUGUUUACAUGCAGACUUCUCUUGCAGACAAUCCCAAAGCAGCGCUGAUGGUCAGAAACCGUGUCCAGGAGGCGUUGAGAGCCUCUGCCCUGUCUGUGGCGAGUGGCCCCAAACCCGUGUUUGUUUACAUGCGACCCGUUUUUGUGGACCAGAACAGACGUUUCCUCAGUCGGGAGGAUCUGAUCAGCACCAUUGGGGAGAGCGCGGCAGUCGGAGCAUCCGGCGCUGUGCUGUGGGGGGCCAGUGCUGACUUUGAUGAUCAGACCUCUUGUGAAGCCCUCUCGUUCUACCUCAACUCCACCCUCAACCCUUACAUCACCAACGUCACAGCAGCUGCCCAGCUCUGCAGCAGCUUCCUGUGUCGGGGGAAUGGCCGCUGCGUACGGAAAAAUUCCAAGUCCAAUCACUACCUCCACCUCAACUCUGAGACUUUCAGGAUCGUACAUGUCGGGGGGCGCUAUUUGGUUCUCGGGAGACCCACAUUAGCAGACCUGAAGAUUUUACGGAGGAGAUUCAGCUGUCAGUGCUACAAAGGCCUGAGCUGCACUCCCAGAACUUACAGAGAGCUAACCAAGGCCCUGACAUUUAGUGUGAAGCAAGGGCCCUUCAGUCUAAGUAAAGGUAUGUUAGCCAAUAUAGAGCAGGCCAGCAUCAACGAGGAAAGAAAAACAGGAAUGUUUAGCUUCAAAUGA